This is a messenger RNA of Penicillium daleae, 342 nucleotides long. RefSeq lists its product as uncharacterized. The record is from RefSeq and is a predicted model, not a curated record. NCBI's taxonomy places the organism in Eukaryota, Fungi, Ascomycota, Eurotiomycetes, Eurotiales, Aspergillaceae. The transcript is spliced from 4 exons. The coding region runs from base 1 to 342 and encodes 113 amino acids.
AUGUCCGAUCCUAGGCUAGUUGAUAUGGAGCCCGGUGGCGAGAGCACACAAUAUGAAUCCAUUCGCGAGUUUACUCAACCGCCGGAAAAGCAGACCGGGCAGCUGGGUGGAGGCCAGCCGCAUACCAGGAGUGAAAUGAAGACCACCUUCGACUCGGGCGAAAAUGGCGGAGCGAACGGAGCAAAUGGAGAAGAAUAUGCUAUGGCACAAAAGCUAGGAAUGGGACAAGGCGCGGAAGGCUUGAACAAAGAAAAUCGGAAAUCCGACAACCCAGUCGAUGCAGGAGCCGCGAGAACCAGAAGAGAGCAGGGGUAUGGGCCUGGCUCCGGCGUCGGGGCUUAA